UUCUCGGCGCGCAUUUGACACUCGACCCUGCCAAGAAAUGAGAGACGCAGGUGGGAGGAAGGGAAGGGAAACGGCUGUUCGCUAACCUGGUCUGGUACCAUUGGUUACUAACGUGAUUAGAAGACCGUUGUCGUUGACAGUUUCUGGGGAGGUGCACAGUUAGUAUUUGGUGGCAACCGCCGAGCUCUAUCUUUGAGUUGAAACAACCGGUGUGGCUUAAUGAUGGUGGAGGAGUGAAGUAGACCUGUUACCUAUACAGCUGACAGGCAAGUGGAAGGCUAGGCAAAGAUGCUGGAGGCUGACCCGGAUCCAGCAGGUGCAGCGAUGGAGGGAGAAGGAGAAGCCGACAUGGGUAAUGGAGACUUAAAAGCUGAGGUGAUGAGGCUGACUCUGGAGCUCCAAGAGGCCACAGAGGAAAAGCUACAAGCAGCCCGCUAUGGCCUGGUGGUGUUAGAAGAAAGUUCUGCCCUCAAGAUGAAACAUAAACAACUGGAGGAGGAGCAUGAAACCCUGAAAUUGGAGCUACAGCAGCUCAGAGAGGCUUUUGCAGAUUCUGUGAGCAGCCAGAAGCGAGCAGCUGCUGAUGGAGAGUGCCGGGAGGAGAGCCUGCUGCAGGAGACUGCCACUAAAGAGGCUGCCAUGGUAACACGCAUGGAGGAAGUUCAGGCAGAGCUCAAACAAACACGUCUUGCUCUAAGCAACUCCCACGCAGAGAUCGAUAGACUGGGCGUACUCUCCACCCAGCUAAAGAAGGAGUGUGAGUGUCUGGAGGCAGAGAAGGGCCAUAUGAGGGAUGAAAUGAAGGAAUACAAAGUACGGGAGCUUCGACAGUUGCAGGACAACAGUGAGCUGGAAGAAGAGAACAUAUCUUUGCAAAAGCAAGUGUCAGUGCUCAAGGAAAACCAGGUUGAGUUUGAAACAGUAAAGCUCGAGGUAACUCAAAAAAAUGAGGAGCAGGAGGAGCUGCGAGCACAGCUGGAGGAGGCUGCAAGACUGAGGGAGAUCGCAGAGAGGCAACUGGAUGAGGCCCUUGAAGCCCUGAAUGAGGAGAGGGAGCAGAAGAACAGUCUGCGGCGAGAGCUCUCUGCCUUGACCCUUAACCCCUUCGAUUCUGUGGGGAACCUGGAGCUCCACUUGGAGCAGCUGGAUGACAGUCAGGAGGAGGGCCAGGGUGGAGAGGGUGAGGGACAGAAUCAGGAUGGCGAUCAUAAUAAUGGUCCUGGAUCUGCUCCCAGUUCUGCUCACCCUCCUCACUCGGAUGGCUCCAAAAGCAACGGCCUCAUCCAUCGCUACUCCACUCCACGUAACAGUGACGUUUUCCUGCGUGCUCCGGCCUCUGGGCUGGUGUCAGACCUGCUGAGUGAGCUGCACUUUUCAGACAGUCAGAAAUUAAAGCAGCAACUCCUACAGGCAGAACGAGAGAAAUCCAGUCUGGCCAGCAAGGUGGAGGAACUACAGAUGCAGUUGGUAAUGUCCAAACAGGCUCUCAGUCAGCAAGAAGAUAAAGUUGGCUCUCUCAUGCAACAGCUUGAGACUGUGCAAAAUAGUCGGCAUCAAAACCAAGAAGCAGAAGAUGGGGGAGAUAACAGAGGGGGGGCUGGAGAUGAAGGCAAUUGCGUCUUUGACUAUGAGGUAGACAGCAAGAGCAAGGAAGUGCUGGAGGCUCGAAUGCGAGUAGCUAGUGAAGAGCUUCUGAAGCUGCGUGAUGAGCUGUCCCAGGCAGGAAUUCGUUACAACACACUGGAGCAAAGAUACAAGCAGGAGAAGGAUCGUUGGAGGGCAGAGGCUCAGGAGCUGGCUGACAAGAUCCGUCAGUGUAUCAAGUCCAGCAAGCAAGAUCAAGAGCGCAUCACUGAGCUGGAGCAGGAGAUCGGAGCAACACGGAGAGUGGCAACGGAUUCUGAAGGGCACUUGAACGUUGCACAGGAAGAGCUACUGGCCUUCUCUGAAGAGCUGUCCAACCUUUACCACCACAUCUGCGUGUGCAACAACCUGACGCCCAAACGGGUCACCCUGGAUUAUUACCGAGAUGGCGCCAGGGCAAGCAGUGCACGGAGAGCACACCACGUGUAUCCCCAACACACUGCCCAGAAGAAGCCUCGAGCCAACGAGAUGUUCAUCUCCAAAGCUGCAGCGUUGCAGUUUAUGGGCGAGGUGGACAGUGCAGGAACCAGUGGAGAGUCACCCACUUGCCCCGGGUCACCCACCCUCGAUUUCAGGGACCCUUCCAACGUUCGCAACUUGGUAGCGGUCAUCCGUUGCCAGAUCAAACACCUCCGGGUGGCUGUGGACCUCUGUCGUCAGAGGGGUGCAAUGCCUUACUCUGGGCUUAGCAGCAGCGGAGAGUCCGAGCGGGAUGCUGAAAGCCUGUUAGAGGAAGUUCUGAAACUGAAGUCUCUUCUCAGCACCAAGAGAGAGCAGAUCGCUACCCUGAGAACUGUCCUCAAGGCCAACAAACAGACUGCUGAGUUGGCGUUGUCUAAUUUGAAAACUAAGUAUGAGACAGAGAAAAGCAUGGUGUCGGAGACCAUGAUGAAACUCCGGAAUGAGCUGAAAGCCCUGAAGGAGGACGCUGCCACCUUCUCUUCACUCAGAGUCAUGUUUGCCAGUCGGUGUGACCAGUACGUCACGCAGCUGGAGGAGAUGCAGAGGCAGCUCGCAGCUGCAGAGGAUGAGAAGAAGACACUGAAUUCUCUGCUGCGUAUGGCCAUCCAGCAGAAACUGGCUCUCACUCAACGCUUGGAGGACCUGGAGGUCCCCAUGUCUCCCCACAGCUUGAACAGCAGCCCCCGCCGUUCCCGGGCCAAAGAGCUUGCCACCAAGUCAGGUCGGGCCCCUCGGAGCCCCAAAAGCAGUCCGGCUCGACCUCAGCUGAGGAACAGCCCACGAGCUAGCCCGGUUCUCGGCAGCAGCGCUCCAACCAUGGCCACCCAACACUUACGAGCCCUAACCCGAAGUCUCCACACAAGCCCUCGCUGAAACACUCCUACUAUUACUCCAAAAUCCCUCCUCUCCAUAAGGGCCUGUCUUCAUGUUGACUCCCUGGCUCCCUCUUCCUUCCCUCAUAUGAUGCUACAUUUUCCACUCUGCUCACCAGAUCUAUGGACUGAAAAAGUACUGAGGAAAAAAAAUUAAAAAAAGAAAGAAAAUCUCUCAUCCAACCCUCUUGGUGUUCUCUGCUUGGAGUGGAGAAACCUGCAUGCAGCCUGGAGAAGGAUGAAGAGACAGCUGUGCUGCUCAUAACUGUGUCACUGACUCUUGUAUUGUUGGAGGCUGUAUGUUAUGAUGAACCAUUAUUACAGUAUUUAUUCCAAAAUGAAGGACUCUUUCAUGUACAGUAUUUACUGUCCUCGUACUCUGAAUCAAGGCUGUGAUCUGUUCCCUGAAGGCUUUUUGCUUUCACACUCUUGCCUUUAAUCUGGGAUCUUGGUUAAACCUGUCUGCCAUCCUUUGGUGUUGUUAAGCCAUUAUUAGGUCGUCUGUUACAGCUCUCCCUGCUCGGUUUUUUAUAGUACAAUGCAAUCUAACUAGCAGAGUUACUAUCUUCAAAGUAGAGCUUGCUGUUGUGAAAUUCCUUCCUUUUACUGGUGGUGUGGUUGCCUGCCCUUUUUUAUCCUGUGACAUUUCCAGUUCUUUGACUUUGGCCUGUCAGCUACCCCCUUUAACUAGAGGUCAGGAAACGAGGCGUUUGACAUGGAAUUAGAUCGACUAUAAGUUCACUACUUCAGGUUAAACCACAAGUAUUCAUUUAGAUGAUUUAGGGAACCUUUCAUGUGAGUCUUACUUUGCAAACUAUGCAGACCAAGCCAGGACAGUGCCUGUUUACUUCCUGCUGUAGGCUCGAGGUGGGUUUUUCCUGAUUCAUCUUGACUGCUGGCUGCAGCUUCUUUACAAUAGCCAUUUGACAUCUUUAAUAUAAAAAAAAAUCAGCUUUUGGGAAUAUUUUCAGAGUACUAAUCUUGUUGGCUGAUUACAGGUUUCUUCAUGGUGAUUGGGAGGUUUUAUGAUACUUAUUCAUAUCAAUCAAGAAUUCAAAUAGCUUGAUUUUUAAUGAAACUGUCACUAACAUGUACCAUGCUCAUUUCUCUGAUUACAAUCCUAAUGAAUGUCAUGCUUCUUCAUGCUCAUGUGAACUGCUAAUCAACAAUAUUCAUGCUACGUGUUUCAUAACUGAAUGCCAUGGUUUAGUGUGUUUCCCAGAUAAAGUAGAUUAGUAGUGUCAACCACAGUAAAACGUUGCUACAUCCUUUAUUUUCAAUUUGAAAUGCUAAUAGUACGAGCAGGUAUGAAUUUUGCAGCUCAUAGAAAAUUAAUAUAAAAAUUAUCCCGUUUUUUCAAGCAGAUUUACACUGUAUUUCCCAUCUAGCAAUGUAUCAAUAUAUGUCAAUAUCCUAAAUCCAAGAAUAGAUUAAUAGAUGGUAACAAAUCAGAUAUAACGCUGCUUUGCUAAUUAGGACUCCAGAAGUACCGGGGCCUCCACUACAAAGAAAAAAGAAAUAAACCUGCAAGUGUAUGUCUAUUCAUUCUGCUUCACUGGGCGUUAAACGUAAGGUGAUGCCAGGGUUGUCAUCUGAGGACAGCUUCAAGCUUGAAUCUGAAGUCCCCCCCCCUUGAUGAUCAUGGUCCUUUCAGCCAGAUGUUUUCCAUCUGUUUGAGAAAAAAAAAUUAAAUGAGGAAAAAGUGUACUCCAAUCAAUUUAGAAAAAUCAACCGGUUGUCAAUAAUUACUGGUCCUCUAGAAGCCACACCCUGCUUCUUCUUCUUCUGUUAUGGUGCCUUUGUUUUGGUCAUGUCUUCCUUGUUACUUUUCUCUUUAUGGCAGCAUUAUAUUUUUUAAAUAGAGACUACUGUUCAGGGUAGAUUUUUUUUUUUUUUUUUUUUUUUCUUUUUUUUUUGCCUUUAUUUGAAGGUAUGUUUUAGCUGCUAUUAAUGUGACUCGACUAGCAGUUUUAGCACUGAUUAAAGUGAUAUCUUUUUUUUAAAAAAACAUUUUCACUUUUUAAGUAGUACGACUCAUAUAGUCAUUGAGAUUAAUCAUUUUUCGUUAACUUGCCCUGAAACAUAUUUUUCUUUUCUAUUUGUUUAAAAAAAAAAAUAAAGCUGUUACUGUGACAAAAAUUUACUGUAUAAAAAUCAUGAAGAAAUGAACAGCUUAAUGUAUGAAAUGGCUUGUAAGUAGAGUUAAUGUAAAGUUUUGGCCUGCCAGGGGUGUGCCAGAGGUUAAAAGGUAAACUAAAAAGUGAAAAUGCUUUAACAUAUCACAGUGAAGGUUGUACAUUUCUAAACCUAUUUAAUUCACUUUGUGCAGAUGUGUUUAAUUUGAAUUCCCGUUGUAUAUUUUAACUAUUUAUGUGAUUGCAUUCUGUGUAAAUUUAUGUAGAAAUGUUAUGCACACUCCACCUAACAUGUUUAAUGGUCCUCGACUUUUUGUGUGUAUGAAAGUUGACCUGCGUUGACCUGUCAUGAAGAAUAAAAAGCCAACACUGUAUACACUGA
Messenger RNA from Melanotaenia boesemani (Boeseman's rainbowfish), 5495 nucleotides. RefSeq lists its product as uncharacterized. Lineage: Eukaryota; Metazoa; Chordata; Actinopteri; Atheriniformes; Melanotaeniidae. The record is from RefSeq and is a predicted model, not a curated record. Gene Ontology annotation, biological process: microtubule anchoring at microtubule organizing center; protein localization to organelle; regulation of microtubule cytoskeleton organization. The transcript has 10 exons. Gene Ontology annotation, cellular component: cytosol; Golgi apparatus. Gene Ontology annotation, molecular function: dynactin binding; dynein complex binding; cytoskeletal adaptor activity. Bases 289 to 2979 code for a protein of 896 amino acids.